AUCCAGAGCUCUGGGACUGAAAAUUAUGAGACAGAUCCCUCGGUUCUGACAGUAAUAGAUCUGACAUUUACUGUUAAAACCUGACGGACUCAAACCAGUCUCAACCAGCUCCUCAUUCAACAUUAUUCACAUCGGAUUUUGCAAGUAACAUUUUGUUCAGAGUGCUAUGUAUUGCUUAGUAAAUGAAAAACUCUAUGCAACGCUCAUGCAAAAUCACUGAAACGUGUCAGUCAGUGACCUCCAUCAGACUCCCAAAGCACUACAAAUGUAAUCUUUGGCCAGUAGCAGUGUGUGGGUAAAAUCACUGUGGAAGCAAGCCAGGAAAAAGGCCAUAUUACAACCUGUGUUGAGAUAAUUGCGUUGUUUGCUCUAUAACCCGUUAGUUGACACGCCACAGUGAUAUAUAAUAAGGCAGAGACAACAAAAAGACAACAGUCACACAGUGGCUGAAUAAAUUCAUCAGAAAGAGCGACUUACGGUUAGUGCUCCAUUCAUGUUUUUUGUCUUCAGUACUUCAGUUCAGUGUCAUACAACAUGACUAGACAUGACUAGACAUGACCAGUGCUUUCAUAUGUUCAAUUAUCAAAAAAUUAUGAACUCAUGGAUCAGGGCCGGACUACCGCAUUUGGGGCACCGACCUCCGGGGGUUUUGUUUUGGGGAAAUAAGCGAACUUACUACAUUUCAACACAUUUUGCCAUGGUGCAGAGAGACAAAUGUUCAGUUUUAAAGCUAAUUUUCUGCAAUAUUACACUUUUUGUCAUGGGACAGAGAUUAAAUGUUUCUGUUUUAUAGGUCAUCUCAUGCUUUUGUUCACAUUUCGCCAUGAGGCUGAGAGAAAAUAUUGGAGUUUUAAAGCAAAUUUCCUGCUUUUCUACACAUUUUGCCAUGAGGCAGAGAGAAAUGUUGCAGUUUUAAAGCACAUUUCCUGCAAUUCUAAAUGUUUCUAUCAUAUGCUAUCUGCCACUCCACCCCACCCCCCGUUCGGUAAUCCGGCCCUGUAAUGGAUUCUGUCUUUUCCCACCUUUAAAUGCAUUGAACAGCUGUGACAAACAUCUGUCCUUCCAUAUCCUUUGUGCAUGGUGACUGUGCUAUUAUCCACUUAAUUACUGUAUUGCUAUUCUCUUGUUUCUCUCACUAUUUAUGAUGUCUCCAUCCUUGCAGCUUGCCUCCACUCAGCAAAGGGUUAAAGAACACAACCCUACCCCCAGCUCAUUCCUCCUCCACAUUACCCCCGCCCCCUUCCCUCCAACAGCUCUCUAGCCAAUCAAGGGCCUUGGAUCCUCUGGGCCAAUGGGAUGGCUGGGAGGUGAUGUCAUGCAGUAAUAGCUGGUUGUGGUGCUGAUGCUGUUGAGAGAGCAGCCCAAACAGCAGCAGAACGACAGAGAAAGAGGGAAAGAAAAAAAGAGAGAUAAAGAAGAAAAGGAGAGUACCACCAGCAUUGGGACUAUCUGAUUCACCACAGUGUCUUUAGAAGAUAAACAAGAGGCAGAAUGACUCUCGCAGCCUACAGAGACAAGAUACGGGAGCUCCCUCUAGUGUCCAUCUUCUGUUCCUGCAUCCUACCUGAAACCAAAGAAAAGCCCACUAAGAAAGAUGUGGUAGACCUGAAUCUGUGCAUCAUCAGGGAUAUGGAGGUGAUUGAGCUGAACAAGAGGAGGUCCGGCCAGGCCUUCGAGGUCAUCCUGAAGCCCCCCUCGUUUGACGGGGGUCCGAACCCCCUCGCCACCACACCCCCACGCAGGGAGCCCUCCCUGGAGGAGAUCCAGAGAAAGCUGGACGCCGCCGAGGAGAGGAGAAAGUGCCAGGAGGCUGAGUUGCUGAAGCACCUGGCUGAGAAGCGGGAACACGAGCGUGAGGUGGCCCAGAAGGCCCUUGAGGAACACAACAACUUCAUUCGGCUGGCCAAGGAGCGCCUGGAGCUGCGCAUGGAGAACAACAAGGAGAAACGGGAGGCACACCUGGCUGCCAUGCUGGAACGCCUGCAGGAGAAGGACAAGCACGCUGUGGAGGUGAGGAAAAACAGAGAGCACAAGGAGGAGAGCGCGUAGAGAGAGAGAGAUGGGGAGAAAGAAAGAGAGAGCGUGGAGCCUCUGUUUUGUUGAGUGAGAAUAGGAGAGAAGGGAAAACAAAAGAAAAAGAGACUAGCAUGACAGGUUUUUAAAAUGGACAUGGGAUUUGUUUGACAGACGAGAAUCCACAAUGAUGGUGUUGAAGGAGGAGAAGUGCACACAAGGCAGUUUCCUGGAGAGACAGAAAAUCAAGUUGUAGUUUUGUAGUGCUCUUGAGUGUAGCAGAGUAUAAGAGCACUAUGCACAAUUUAGUAGAUAAUUGCACCUUCUGUAGGCUUGGCAUUUAUAAUAGACCAUGAACACAUAAUUAUUUGCAAGAGAUCUAAACAUAGCUUACCUUUUUAAAGUUCUGGUCAAUAAAAUCACUGACACAUAUACUUACAUUUAAAGCAUUCUACAUAUCAUGAUUGAUGACACUUUUCACCACUUAAUGGCAUGUCAGCUUAUGUAGAUAAAUAGUCAUAGAAUGGGCUACUGAUGCUACCGGCUUCGCAAUUUUUAUCUAUUUCAAAUAGGAAAGCUCCAUGAUCUUAAGCGUUAAUUAUCUCCAUCUUUAUUGUGUAGUAAAUGGCUGUUGUGUUUCACUGUGGUGUGUAGUGUAGUGUUGAUUGUGCACUGCUAGUUUAUUUUGUGUGUUUUCAGACAUAGUAGAUUUGAUUAUUUGGAGAAUAGACUGUAUUACACUUAUAUGUACUAGUUACAGAUGUAAACUCAGCAAAAAAAGAAACGUCCCUUUUUCAGGACCUUGUCUUUCAAAGAUAAUUUGUAGAAAUCCAA
Molecule: messenger RNA, 2847 nt
Organism: Coregonus clupeaformis (lake whitefish)
Lineage: Eukaryota; Metazoa; Chordata; Actinopteri; Salmoniformes; Salmonidae
Product: stathmin-4
Exons: 6
Coding region: 1492-2049 (185 amino acids)
Biological process (GO): regulation of microtubule polymerization or depolymerization; neuron projection development; microtubule depolymerization
Cellular component (GO): cytoplasm; neuron projection
Molecular function (GO): tubulin binding
Source: RefSeq, a predicted model, not a curated record